GGGAUCGCGGCGCGGUCAAGAAGUAUAGGUGGCAAAACAGAUGUUGUUGUGUUCUUCGUCGGCAGCAAUCAGAAGGAUAUCAGUAUCGUGGCUGAUUAUGGCUAACAAUUCUAACUUCAAAUCCCACCGCCUCUCUCGUUCUGAUGAUGCUGCUUUGGCGUUAGAGAGCUCCACUAAAAGACCUGGAACUAUGAGCACCCAUUCCUCCCUCAAGGACGCCUUUUCUUCCUACGCUGAUCACCUCAAUGCCCUCAAUGAAAAACGCGAAAGGAUUGUAAAAGCCAGUCGUGAUGUAACUAUGAAUAGUAAAAAAGUCAUAUUUCAGGUGCACAGAAUCAGUAAAGCCAACAGAGAGGAAGUUUUGGAAAAGGCCGAAAAGGAUUUAGCUGCAGUGAGAGAUCAGCAUAUUUCCCGACUGGUGAAAGAGUUGCAAGGGACUGAUUUUUGGAAGCUACGGCGAGCAUACUCUCCGGGGGUACAAGAGUACGUUGAAGCUGCAACAUUCUUCAAAUUCUGCCAAACCGGAACUCUUUUGAAUCUUGAUGAGAUAAAUGCUAGUUUACUAUCACUUAGUGAUCCAUCUCUUGAGCCUUUGCAAAUUAACCUCCUUGACUAUCUCUUAGGGCUAGCAGAUUUGACUGGAGAGCUGAUGCGGUUAGCAAUUGGUCGAAUAUCUGAUGGUGAAGUAGAAUAUUCUGAGAGAAUAUGCCAGUUUGUACGUGAUAUUUACAGGGAAUUGACUCUUCUUGUCCCACUUAUGGAUGACGGUUCUGACAUGAAGACAAAGAUGGAUACGAUGCUCCAAAGUGUUGUGAAAAUAGAGAAUGCAUGCUUUAGUGUUCGUGUGAGAGGAUCAGAGUACAUUCCGCUUCUAGGGUCCAGCGAUCCAAGUUCUUUCUUAGUGGGAGUAUCUGAUGCGGAAUUAUGAAAUUGUUGACCGGAGGAGAUGUUUCCUGCUCAAGAUUCAAAGAUUUGGGAGUAGUUGAGGAAAUGUUUGCACCAAUAUUGAAAGAUCUUUGAGGCAUUUUUGGACUGCACUUUGUUAAAGUUGAUGUAACUAACUUGCAUGCUAGACUCUUCAAAUUCUUCAUGGGAUUAAAAAUCAGUCUCUUUGAGAUCUUUCAUAUGGCCAUUGGCUAUCUGCUCAUUUAGUUGAUGGGAAGUUGACAAUGGAGCUGAGAAAUAGAAAACUUUUGAAAUAUGUGUUGACAGAAUAAGCAAUUUAGGAAUCUGAUACAUCCAUUCUUUUCUGUGUGAGAACAUGUUUGCUUUAUAAAUACAAAACUAGGCUUCUUUA
Messenger RNA from Gossypium raimondii (Peruvian cotton), 1297 nucleotides. RefSeq lists its product as uncharacterized. The transcript is spliced from 8 exons. Gene Ontology annotation, cellular component: nucleus; cytoplasm. The record is from RefSeq and is a predicted model, not a curated record. Lineage: Eukaryota; Viridiplantae; Streptophyta; Magnoliopsida; Malvales; Malvaceae. Bases 41 to 928 code for a protein of 295 amino acids. Gene Ontology annotation, molecular function: RNA binding; RNA endonuclease activity; sequence-specific DNA binding.